AUGUUCGCAUCACCUCAAACCCCAUUCCGCCAAACAGGCCACUACACACCCUCACGCCCAUCCCCCCUCAACAUCUCAACACCCCCAUGGACAAUGUCCCCAACCCGACCCACCAACCAAGGAAGAACCACACUCUUCCAAACCGAGCCCGCAACCCGCCACACCCAAUCCCAGCUCUCCCCAAUCCCCCUCAACAUGAACAACAGCAACACCUUCGCACCAACCUUCAACGCACACCCACCCAGCUCACCAAACUCACCGAGCUCACCAACGCGCCCAAAACCCAAAUACGAAGCGCGGUACGCCGCGACAAUCGCAAACCCACUCAAGACCGGACUGGCGCGCAGCCGGACACGGAAAAUGUUCUUGAAUCGGGUGCGCAAUGAUCGCGACGAAGGACGGUUCGAGGCGCGCGGUGAGCAGAUGAUGCAUAUGGAGCAUCUUGCUGAUCGGAGGAGGUGGGAGGAGUCAAUGGCGCGGGAGGGAGAGAUUGCAGAGCUGGAUUUUGAGGAGGAUGAUAUGCUACCUGGUAUGUUUGACGUGUAUGUUUUGGGACUUGGUUUGCUAAUGCGGAUAGAUGAUGCGGAUGUUUUGGAUGAGUUGAUUUCGCAGGAGGAUAUGGAGAUGGCUAUGAGGGAGGCGCAGGCGCAGGCGCAGGCGCAAUUACAGGGUCAGGGACAGGGAUAUGCGCAUGGGCGUGUUGAUCAGUUGCGUGGGAAUGAUGAGGUUCCGUUCAGUGAUGAUGAUUAUGAUGAUAUUUUUAUGAGAUUGCAGGAGCAGUCGCAGGAUAUGGAUACGUCGUGA
This is a messenger RNA of Penicillium olsonii, 804 nucleotides long. Lineage: Eukaryota; Fungi; Ascomycota; Eurotiomycetes; Eurotiales; Aspergillaceae. The record is from the annotation of a GenBank genome assembly.